This is a messenger RNA of Malus domestica (apple), 2015 nucleotides long. The record is from RefSeq and is a predicted model, not a curated record. Lineage: Eukaryota; Viridiplantae; Streptophyta; Magnoliopsida; Rosales; Rosaceae.
ACAGGAAUUUGUUUCCAGGACAUUACCCUUCCCGUGAUUCUUUUGGUUCCUCCUCCAACGAACCAGUAGACAACCCACCUGAUACGCCCGCCGCGAAUUUCAAUUAGCAGCUUGGUUGGGCAUGCCGAAAUCCUCUCGAUUCCUGAAUCUAGGGCUGGGAUUCUUAUCCAGGUCAAUCGAUUCUUCAAUUUUGUCCACAAGAAUUGUUCAGUUGUGAGCUGAGCUGCUGACGAUCAUCAAAAACCACCAGCUGUUAGCAGUAACCAAGAUUUUAUCUGGGAUGGGAUUGGGAUUGGGAUUGGAGUUCUUCAAGUUUUGGUAUUGGAUUUCCAUCAGAUAAUUAUCAUAUCUAGCAGACACGAACUAUAGAAUGAAAGUGCUUUCGUUUAUGGCGGAAAUGGUUUCCUCACACCUCUGUGUAUUUCUGGGACCGAAAUGGGCGUGAGGAAUUUGUUUCCCUUUGUUCAAUCAAGAAAACCUGGCAAUCAUUGGUCCCGGUACUUGUAUGUAUAUAGACAAGUGUAAUAUUGCAAUUAAAGUUUUUUUCGUUUUUAAUGUUGCAGCACUGAGAGCUCAUAGGUAAUGGAGGACCUCAAAGAGAGGCUGCUUCCACCAAAAGUCCCAAAACCUGCUUCAGCUGUAAACCUUCGCGAAGCAUCUUAUCGACCAUCUGCACUUGGAAGGCAACCUUUUCAAAGUGUGGAUGUUCUGGGGCUGAAGAAGCGGGGCCAGGGUCUUCGGUCCUGGAUUCGCGUUGAUACGUCUGGCAAUUCUCAGAUCAUUGAGGUUGAUAAGUUCACUAUGAUGCGUCGUUGUGAUCUUCCUGCCCGUGACCUACGGCUGCUUGAUCCUCUAUUUGUUUAUCCUUCAACCAUCCUUGGAAGAGAGAAAGCUAUUGUGGUUAAUCUAGAGCAGAUUCGAUGUAUUAUUACGGCCGAUGAGGUUCUACUUUUGAAUUCCCUUGAUAGCUAUGUAUUACAGUAUGUGGUGGAGCUUCAGAGAAGAUUAACAACAAAUGGAGUAGGUGAUGUUUGGCAGUCUGAUGGUUCUGACUUAAAUCGGCAGAGGGGAAAUAGAAAUUUUGAUAGUGUGUUUGGGAGCACAUCUCCUGAUUAUUUGCCCUUUGAGUUUAGGGCUUUAGAAGUUGCUCUUGAGGCUGCCUGUACAUUUCUUGAUUCUCAGGCAGCCGAAUUAGAAAUUGAAGCAUAUCCAUUACUGGACGAGCUCACGUCCAAGAUCAGUACACUGAACUUGGAACGUGCUCGUCGUUUGAAAAGCAGACUUGUUGCCUUGACUCGGAGAGUUCAGAAGGUUCGUGAUGAAAUAGAGCAGCUCAUGGAUGAUGAUGGAGAUAUGGCUGAGAUGUACCUGACUGAGAAGAAAAGUCGCAUGGAGUCGGCAUUUUAUGGCGAUCAAUCUAUGAUGGGGUACAUAUCUACUGAUGGUGCAUCUCUUUCUGCUCCUGUUUCUCCUGUAUCUUCACCUCCCGAUGGCCGAAAGCUUGAGAAAAGCCUCAGCAUUGCAAGGAGUAGACAUGAAAGCAUGAGGAGUUCAGAUAAUGCUACAGAGAGUAUAGAAGAGCUUGAGAUGUUGCUGGAAGCAUACUUCGUCGUCAUCGAUAGCACCCUGAAUAAGCUGACAUCGGUCACAAGCUUAUAUCAUUUCUCUGCCAUGUCUCAGUUGAAAGAGUACAUUGACGACACUGAAGAUUUCAUUAACAUUCAACUGGAUAACGUUCGAAACCAGCUGAUUCAAUUCGAGCUACUGCUCACAACUGCGACUUUUGUUGUUGCGAUAUUUGGGGUUGUGGCCGGGAUCUUUGGGAUGAACUUCACAAUACCGAUGUUUGAUGAGCCUGCUGCAUUUAAGUGGGUACUUAUAAUUACAGGAGUAACUGGCUUUUGCAUAUUUGCUGCAUUUGUGUGGUUCUUCAAGUAUCGAAGACUGAUGCCACUAUAGAUGUAAAAUUAAACCUCAAUCAAGGAUAAUGGAAAAUUCAAUUUAUUGCUAUUCUC